CCGGAACCGGGGCCGUGAGCGGCAGCGGGAGCGGGAGCGGGAUCGGGACCAGAACGGGGAGAAGGGUCCCGGGAGAAGGAGCGGGACCGGCCCGGAGCGGGGACAUCGGCACCGGGAGCGCACCGGGGCAGGACCGGGAGCGGAGCGGAGCACAUCGGGUGCCACCGGGACCGGAUCAAUCACGCCGGAGCACCCCCGGGACAAGGACUGGGACACACCGGGUCACCCCCAGGACCGGAGCGGGACACACCGGGAUCGGGACCAGGUCACACCCGGACACGCUGGGACCGGAUCGGAGCACCCCGGGACGGAGACCGGGACACACCGGGUCACCCCGGGAGCGGAGCGGAGCACCCCGGGUGACACCGGGAGCCGACGGGGACAGACGAUGGCGGCCUCCUCCACCCCCCGCCGCCUCCUGGCCCUGCUGAGCCCCGAGCGCCGGCGCUGCGCGGUGGUGGCGGCGCUGAUGGCGGCAUCGGUCCUCGGGGAGGUGGCCGUCCCCUACUUCACGGGGCGCGUCACCGACUGGGUGGCCAGCGAGGACGAGAUGGUGGCCACCUGGCCCAUGGCGCUGCUGGGGCUCAGCAGUGCCGUCACCGAAUUCGUCUGCGAUGUCACCUACGCGGGGACGUUGAGCCGGGCGUUGGGACGCCUCCAACGUCGCGUCUUCGCUGCCGUCCUGCAACGGGACGUCACCUCCCUGCAGGUGACGGGGACCGGGGCGGUGACGGCGCGGGUGACGGGGGACGUGGAGGCCACGCACGCGGCGGUGUCCGAGGCGCUCAGCCUCUUGCUGUGGUACCUGGCGCGGGGCCUUUGCCUCCUGGUCACCAUGGCGUGGUUGUCACCCCACCUGGCCUUUGUCACACUCCUGUCACUGCCCGUCCUCCUGCUGCUGCCCCGCUGCGUCGGCAAGAUCCAGCAGGGGCUGGCGAGGCAGGUGCAGGAGGCGCUGGCAGGUGCCACCGAGGUGGCGGUUGAGACCUUCCAGGCCAUGGCCACCGUCCGCAGCUUCGCCCACGAGGCCGGGGCCACCGAGCGGUACCGCCAGCGCCUGCGCCACGUCUACCGGCUGGAGGGGAAGGACGCGGCCACCUACGCCGCCACCCUCUGGGCCAGCGGGUUCUCGGCGCUGGGCCUGAAGCUGGGGCUCCUCUGCUACGGGGGACAGCUGGUGUCCGCGGGGACCAUCACCACCGGGGACCUUGUCACCUUCCUCAUCUACCAGAUGCAGUUCACCGAGGCUGUGGAGGUCCUGCUCCGCUACUACCCCAACAUGACCAAGGCCGUGGGCUCCUCGGAGAAGAUCUUUGAGUUCCUGGACCAGGAGGAGCAGGUGGCACCCCGAGGGACGCUGGCACCAGAUGUCCUGCAGGGCCACCUCCAGCUUGAGGAGAUCUGGUUCUCCUACCCCCAGCACCAAGAGCCCGUCCUCAAGGGCGUGUCACUGGAGCUGCGCCCCGGGGAGGUGCUGGCGGUGGUGGCCCCCCCGGGGGCGGGGAAGAGCACCCUGGUGUCCCUGGUCCUGGGCCUGCGCUCGCCGGGGGCCGGGCGGGUGCUUCUGGAUGGUCACCCCCUCCCUGACUACCAGCACCCCUACCUGCGCUGCCAGGUGGCCGCCGUCCCCCAGGAGCCGGUGCUCUUCUCCCGCUCGCUCCACGCCAACAUCGCCUACGGGCCGGGAAGCUGGAACCGGGCGCAGGUGACGGUGGCAGCCCGCCGGGCGGGCGCCCACACCUUCAUCAGCCGCCUGCCCCAGGGCUACGACACAGAGGUCGGCGAGCUGGGGGGGCAGCUCUCCGGGGGACAGCGGCAGGGGGUGGCCAUCGCUCGCGCCCUGGUGAGGAGCCCCCGUGUCCUCGUCCUCGAUGAGCCCACCAGCGCCCUGGACAGCGAGAGCCAGCUGCAGGUGGAGGAGGAGAUCUUUGGAGCCAGCGGGGCCGGACGCGCGGUGCUGCUGGUGACAGGGAAGGUGGCCCUGGCCAUGCGGGCGCAGCGGGUGGCCGUGCUGGCAGGGGGACGACUGGAGGAGCUGGAGUCCCCGAGGGAGCUCCUGUGCCCUGGCAGCCGCUACUGGCACCUGCUGCAGGGCGGGGGACAGGGGGGGACAGCGGAGGACGGGGACACGGGGAAGGAGGAUGAGGGACAGCAGGAGCUGGGGAUGGGGACACCAAGGGAUGGGGACACCAAGAGAUGGGAUGGAGACACCAGGAGCAGGGAUGGGGACACCAAAAGCUGUGACACGGGACCGUGAGAGCUGUGAUGGGGGAGCGCAGGUGCCAGGCCAAGAGCGUGGCCAUGGCCCUGCUGCGUUAUGGUGCCCAUGGGGGCCACCAGGGCUGGUGACUGACAAGACUGGCCACGGAACGCAGAGUUUGAAAUAAAUCCUUCUCUUUGUACCCGGGAUGUGUUGGGGGACCCCGAAACUGGGGUGGGAAGGGGCUGCAGAGAUGGGGGGUGGGUGGGGGGCUGAAAUAGGGGUGCAGGGAUGGGUGGGUGGGGAGCACAACGGGGUGGCCGGGGUGACCCACUGGGGACAGAAAUAUGUACAAAAUAAAGUAUAAUGGCUUCGGAGAGGAGCCAGCUGGGUCACGGGGGCUGGAGGGGGCUGCCCAGCCUGGCUACGGGGUCUUGGGCGCCAAAGCCACGUGUUCGCCCUGUGGUUGUCACCGCCACCAUGGGAAGCGCGUGGCAGUGACCUCGGUGUGACAUCAUUAAUCGGCCACCCCCUCGUGAUAUCGCUGCCACCGUCUUUUACACCCGAGAGGCUUCACGCGCUUGAUUCCCGCGCAUCGUUCACGUCAAUGAAGGACCUGUGCGAUGGCUGCUGGGGUCAGGUCCACCCCGCCAUCGCGAGCCCACCCACGCAGUGUGGCUCUACCCCGAUGUCCCAGGGGCCACCGAGCUGUGAACAGCUCAUGACAACGUUCCCAGUCCAGGUCGACCUGAACCACGCCGAUUUGGCCACCUGGUCUCCUUGCUCCUUGAGCUGAUGGUCUCCAGGGACGUGGAUCUUGGACAACAUCUACAUGGUGGACCUUUACACCCAGGGGCUCUACCCAGGCAGGAGGGUCCAGCCCAGAGGGAGUAACCUCUGUGACCAUCGUGGUAGCCACCCCCACAGGGCCCUGGCCACCCUCAACAAGUCAGUACGGAGACCGGGCACUGGCCACAUUUCUCUAGGGCCAGCUGGGUGGCUUUGACUUCUGCAGCUUCCCUCGAAGGAAGAGAGGUGGAGAGAGACGUUUUACCAAGGCCUGUGGUGACAGGACACGGGCCGUGGUUUGAAACUGGAAGAGGGGAGAUCUGGACUGGACAUUAGAAAUGUUUUACGAGGAGGGUGGUGAGGUUGCCCAGAGAAGUUGUGGAUGCCCCAUCAUUGGAACAUUCAAGGUGAGAUAGAAUCACAGAAUGGUUUGGGUUAGAAGGGACCUUAAAGACCAGCUAGUUCCAUCCCCCUGCCCUGGGCAGGGACACCUCCCACCAGAACAGGUUGCUCCAAGCCCCGUCCAACCUGGCCUUGAACCCCUCCAGGGAUGGGGCAGCCACAGCUUCUCUGGGCACCCUGGCCCAGGGGCUCACCGCCCUCACAGCAAAGAAUUUCUUCCUCAGAUCUCAUCUCAGUCUCCCCUCUGCCAGUGUCAAACCCUUCCCCCUCGUCCCAUGGCUCCCCUCCCUGCUCCAGAGUCCCUCCCCAGCUUUCCUGGAGCCCCUUUAGGGACUGGAAGAGGCUCAAAGGUCUCCCCGGAGCCUUCUCCUCCAGGCUGAACACCCCCAGCUCUCCCAGCCUGUCCUCACAGCAGAGGGGCUCCAGCUCUUGGAUCAUCUUUGUGGCCUCCUCUGGCCCUGCUCCAACAGCUCCGUGUCCUUCUGCUGUUGGUGCUCCAGAGCCGAAGGUGCACUCAAUCAAACUGUCCACGUCGCCAACAAAGGUCUUAAACAGCAUCGGUCCCGGUACCGACCCCCGAGGAACGCCACUCGUCGCUGGUCUCCGCUUGGACAUUGAGCCGUUGACCACAACUCUUCGAGUGCGACCAUCCAGCCAAUUUCUUCUCCCCUGAGUGGCCCAUCCGUCAAAUCCGCGUCUCUCCAAUUUAGUGACAAGGAUGUUGUGGGGGACAGUGUGAAACGCUUUGCACGAGUCCAGGUAGAUGAUGUCCGUUGCUCUUCCCUUAACCAGCAACGCUGUAGCCCGAUUGUAGAAGGCCACCAAAUCGGUCGGGCGUGACUUGCCCUUAACGAAGCCACAUUGCAGUAGCCGCAGUGCCUGCUGCUGGGGUCGGAGUGGCUGCAGUGCCUGUUGGUCUGCCUUCCCUCUCUCUCUCCCAUGGGGGUGCUGCACAAUGUCAGGCAGCGUUUGGUAGAUCCUGGCCAGGGCUCAGCACCGUGCGGUUCGUUGGGCCUCUCGGGAACAGCCGCAGCAUUUUCCUUCCUAAUAUUCUACGGCUUUAUCAGGGUCCUGUAGUCGCUCAGGGGUGAAGUCCCAAACCAUCGGAGGGGGGAAGUUCUCCAGAUACCGGCCCAUACUCUCCCACGUGCCGUGCCAGCCGUGACUAUCCAGCCUCACGGCACACCUCUGGCUGCUCUUCUUAAAUAGCCGUUGAACCCUAAACGAGACCCGAAACAUGUUCGGGAGACACAGCAACAGGAACACGCUGCCUGGAACAUCCCAGGGAUAUUCAAAGUUCUCAAGAGCUGUUGUACUGCCCGAAGGAGAAAGGGAGGCGGAAGUAUCGCACCCAGCUUCCACCAUGGAUCGGGUGCCAUCGGUCAUAAAUGCCAAGAGAUGGAGCCCGAGGCACGGGCAGGACAGCAAUGCCACGCAAACAUCCCAUCAUAACCCCCUGAGCAGCGACACUAUCGUACCAUUAGUCGCUAUUACACAAGGAAGCAAAAUGAUAAUCCCGAUCCCUCUUCCGGAGGGUGAUAAACAGCAUCGCGAGGAGUACAAAGAGCACGUAAGAAUUCACAAAACGCGGCCAUGAGAACAAACGAAGCAACCUUGUGACCAGCAACUAUUUAACUCGUAUAAUAAAUAACGUAAAACAAAUUCGUUUUUAACACGUUCUGCUCGGCUCCGUCGUUCUCUCAACCCUUCGAGCCCCACAUGGGGUGCCAAAAAGGGCUGUUGUGAUCCAUCAACUCCACAGCCCCCAGCAAUGGAUCCCACCUUCCCA
This is a messenger RNA of Chroicocephalus ridibundus (black-headed gull), 5180 nucleotides long. It is a transcript of the gene TAP1, whose product is annotated as transporter 1, ATP binding cassette subfamily B member. The transcript is spliced from 10 exons. The coding region runs from base 389 to 2257 and encodes 622 amino acids. Gene Ontology annotation, cellular component: mitochondrial inner membrane. Gene Ontology annotation, molecular function: ABC-type oligopeptide transporter activity; ATP binding; ATP hydrolysis activity. The record is from RefSeq and is a predicted model, not a curated record. Lineage: Eukaryota; Metazoa; Chordata; Aves; Charadriiformes; Laridae. Gene Ontology annotation, biological process: oligopeptide export from mitochondrion.